CAUAUGUAUCCUUGCUCCAUUUAGUUAGAGCAUUUUUAACCCUUUUAAUAUUCUCCUUAAAAGCUAUAAAAGGAUUAAUAGUAUUAGCAACCCAAUUAUGUCUCAUGACCUCCUUAAACUCUUUGUGCUCUGUCCAAAAUUUUAAGAACUUGAAAGAUGUCUUCUUUAUAGGGUUGGUUUCUUCACAAGUAAUAAACAUAGGGGCAUGGUAUGAUCCAGUCCUUGGUAAAUGUUCCACGUCAAUGUGAUUGAACCAAUUACUCAUCUCUUGAUUGAUGAGUAUUCUGUCCAACCUCUCAAAUAUACAAUCACUACCUGCUCUACCAUUCCACUAUGUAAAUGGACUCCCUUUGUAUUGAACUUUAUAUAAUUCACAUGUUUCAAUACAACAAUCAAAAUCCUCAUGAUCAAUAUCUUCCAUCGGCAGACCCCCUAUCUUUUCUUCAGCAUUCAAUAUAACAUUAAAAUCUCCUCCAAUAAGGCAAGAGCUAUUCAUGUCAUCUGUCAAGUGAUAUAUAUCCUCCCACAACAAUACUCUUUCAACAACACCACAUUUGGCAUACACAAUAGUAACAUAAGAGUUGUGUUGUUGAGUCUGGUGCUUUAAAUUAAGAGUCAACUGUUGAUCUGUGUUACUAACAACUAUAAUGUCAAAAUCAUGAUUUGUGAAGACCCAUAUUUUUCCAUUACAAUUAAAAGUAGCAAAAGGCAUUCUCAACCUCCUUCUAUACUUGCUGAUAUGUCUACUGUCUUGAAAAGGCUCUAGGAGAGCAAUAAAUGAGAACUUGUGAAAAUUGUGUAACAUUUGAACCCUUUGAAACACUUGUUGUGACUUCACUGACCUUAUAUUCCAAAUAAAUGAUUUCAUCAUCUAUUAUAAGCUUUAUAUCUCUUUGGUUGUAUUCUGAUGGGUUGAGCACUAUCUCCAUUCCCUUGUUUCUUCUCUUUCCUUGCAGCCUUUAAGAUUCUAGGAUAUAAUUCUGCCUCUUUGUCUAUGUGAGCCAAAACAUCAUCAUCAUCUUCCUUGCUUACUUUAGUAGUCACUCCAAGGCCUUCUAUCUCCAACAAUGCAUUCUCCUCCACAUUAUGACUGAUAAUAUCAUGGAGAACUUUAUUUGGAGAUUCCCUUAUAGCCAGGAUUUGUGCUUCUUCAAUUUGACAAUUUGUAGGAUCGACUACUAUUGCCAACUUAUUAUCAAUAUUCCCUCUAUCUUCCCUUCUCUUUUCACUAUAGAUUUGAGGAAAUUGAUUGUUUUGUUUGUUAUAAACUACCACUGCCCAACUAUCUCUACAGGAAUUGUAGACGUCGAGGCUUCUCCUUGCAAAACCUAUCCAAAGGACCUGGUCACCCAUUCUUUUGCUGACAUGGGCUGCUCCUUUUCGACCCCCUUGUCUUGCUUUGUAUUGGAACCGUUGUCUAUGUUGACAUCAGCCUGUGUGAUCUUCUCUUGCGUAAGAGCAUCAAAAGAGUUAUCUGCUGUGACUGUCAUUUGAUUAUCAAGUUUCUCCUUAUUGCUUCUAUUUUUUCUGUUAUCUCGCAUCACAUUCCAGUGUCCAGGAUCCCCAACUACUUUGCCGCUUGAGAGAACUUUAGCUUUUCCUUUUUGAAUUGUGUGAACUGGACCAAUUUUCUCUUGAGCUACUUCUUUCAGCGGCUGAUCAUUGGUUUAUGUUUUUUGUUUUGAUAUAUUUGUGCUUCUACAUUCAUCUUUGUUAUGACCCCGCAUCUUGCAUUGUAUACUAUAUUGCGGAAUGUAAUCAUACUUUAUAGUAGCCAUAUUAGUCCUUA
Solanum stenotomum is the source of this 1789-nucleotide messenger RNA. RefSeq lists its product as uncharacterized. Lineage: Eukaryota; Viridiplantae; Streptophyta; Magnoliopsida; Solanales; Solanaceae. The record is from RefSeq and is a predicted model, not a curated record. The transcript is spliced from 2 exons. The coding region runs from base 1087 to 1494 and encodes 135 amino acids.